GUAUCCUGCAUUCAUCAAUAACCCGUCAACACCUACACUACAUGAUAUUAUUAAUGUUACCUUUUUUAUGAAUGUCUGUAUGUUAGCAUGCUUGUUUUUAACAUGUAAAAAUUGAGUCUUUGGUACCAAAUGCAUCACAUGGUCUUUUUUUCCAGACCUGUUUUUAGACAAUCAAGUCGUUUUUGUCCAACCAGAAUAACACUGGAAAGUCCUCAUCUUUCAAAGAAAAAGAUCAGUGGGGAAAAGUUGACUCUGGAAGUCAGGACUGCUUAUACAGUCCACUUUUUCCACCGUUCCAGAAUGAGGAAAUAAAGAGGCCAGUGUUUCAUUACUCCUGAACAUUUAAUAUGGUUGGCCACUGCCUUUUUCACCACAGCACAGCAUGGCGCAGGAACUUUUAUAAGCAGCCGUAUGCCAUCCACAGUAGCCUGGGGCCUGGAAGGACCUCUCCCCAGUAAAACCGGGGAGCAAGAAAUAAGUGGCUCAAUUAUAUGUGUGUGUGUGUGUGUGUGUGUGUGUGUGUGUGUGUGUGAGAGAGAGAGAGACAGGGCUAGACUGGAAAUAAAGAGCUGCAUUGAAUUGGCUGUUAGUCUUAAGCUGGCCUCCACAUGUUGUAAAAAUACAGACGCAAAGCAGAAGCAGGUUACUGUAGGGCACAGAGCGAGAAAGAGACUUUCUUUGUGUGUCAUGUGCUUUUAGGGAAGUAAAGUGCUCAAGUGAGUCAUCGAGGGCACUGUUCGUCUCUCUACUAUCCAGUCUCUACACUUGGUGAAGAUGUAGUCUCUUUGAUCUCUAUGGAGAUGUCUCCAAACACAGUCUCCUCUGCCUCGUUGCCAUGGUCACUGUGGUUGCUGUUCUUCCUGACCCCCAUCACCCAGACAACUGAAACUUCUCUGCCGGCCAACACCACACUGUUGUUCGACAGUGGCGCCCCAGGCCACAACCUGCGGAACUGCAGCUGUUCUACACCCAUCCAGGACUGCAACGAGGCUCUGGCCAACUCGCUGUGCCGAUGCCACACCGUUUUGCGCACCACUCUGCCUCCUGCUGGGCUCAGAGAGUCCGGACGGCUCACUGUCUGGGUGAAGGAGCUUUGGAUCUUGGAGGAGCUGGUGAACAGGAGCAUGGCUGGCCAUUUACGGUUGUCCUUUUGUGGAAUAAAACCAAUAGACAGUCAAUACCUAGCUCUGCUAGGUCUACAGACCCUCAGGAUCCACAGCGCAGCACCAGAAGCUCCUUACCCCAACCAGGAAAUUACAAUUUCUCCCAAAGCAGGAGUUGCCGCUGAGCUAGAGGCCCUCUCCUUUGACUUCUCCUCCGCAUUUCAUGUGACCUUUCUGGAUGUAGCAGUGCUCAACGGGCUCUCUGCCCUAAAGGCUUACACUGUGGUGGGACCACCUGCUCACACCCUCUCCCAGCACUUCCCACACAUGGCCUUGCCCAUUUCUUUGCCAUCCUCUGCUACUUCUGAUGACCCUACAGACCCAGACGAGCAGGCUGCAGGGUCUCUGGAGAACCUGUUUUUUACAUUUGUCUACUGACAACAAGUUCUCAUUCGAGGGCACCGUCUGGUUUGCAGUGACUGUACAGAACACAGCUGGAUUUUUUGUUGUCCUUUUGCAAAGGCAAAGUUGCACAUCUGACAUAUUUUCUGUGGGAUAUAUUGGCUUUUUGUAUGACUGACUGUUGUACUGUCAUUCUGGCCGAAAUGUGGCUUUAAACAGUGUCUCAAGAGAAACAUCUUUCUCCCCCUGAUGCAUUUUGUUCAAGGAGACUUUUGACUUCACAACUUUUACACCUGCUGCUGUUUUUCCAUCCCUGAAAGGAAUUUCGUAGAUAUGCACUCAUACUGCAACAAGGUUUGGCAAUGUUUACAGCUAGCUAAAAUUUCUUACUGCAGCAUAAUUUGGGGAUCACCCCAAAAUUUACUAACCAAAACGGAUCUGUACAUCUACAACAGAGGUAAUAGGUGCUGAUAUCCUAACUUUCGGAACUGCUGCACAUACAGGGGCUUCAACACCAUGGUCAAACGUAUAAAUAUUAUGGCAGGAGUGUUUUACAUUCAUGUACACAGUCUUAAGGCAUCCAAUAUUUUAAUUUAAUAAGGCACUCUUUAUAAAGGGGGUCCAUGCAAUUUGUUAGCAUAAUGCAUGAGUUUACGAUACAGUGAACUGUAACUAUCAGUCAUUUACAUCCACUGAUUGUUAGUUUUCGUAUGUGGUAUUUGGUGAUUGUGGUGCAACUUGGAAUUUUAUAUCAUGGCUCCAGUUCUUUCAUUAUCCUGAAAACCACACCUCCCAAAACAAUGCCAUCGGGCCACAUUCUUGUAUAUAAAUCUUUCUGUCUUAGUGAUGAUGGCCAUUGCCGACAGUCCUUGGGAUGAGUGUGGUUUCUGGUUCCUGAGUCCUCAGAUAUGUUGCCGUAUGUUAAAAGUUGGUAAUUUUGCCAUCUACGUUGUAGAACCGAAAAUACUUCCAAAUAUUACUUCUUAGAGGCUAUUGAUUAUCCAAUCGUCAGCUUACUGAUUGGUAAAUGGGCCAAGAUAACAAGUUUGUAGUCUGUGAAUUUUGAGUUUGAACUGGUCAUUACAGUUUAAAUAUUUAUUUUUUCCUGUAAAAGUUUGAAAUUUCAAUGAAAAAAAAGCCUGCAUAGAUCAGGUAGAGCCCAUAAAUAAAAACAAGUAUUGGGUCACCAGAUUGUGAAAUACCAUUGGCUGGUGUUUAUCCUUUCUAUUUGUUAAUAGUUUUUAAUGUAUUAAAUUUACUAAUUUAAUACAACUUAAAAAUCUUUCUAAAGGGUGACUUAUCAGGAAAAGGAAUUUAACAAUCUGGCGUCCCAAAAAAUGUAAUAUCUUUUAGGUGUUCUUUAAAGCAUUUGUAAAUGGUUUAUUGACCAUUAAUAAUUCCAUUAAUCAUGAAUUAAACUCUUUAAAAGGCUGCCUAAUUAGAAAGUGGUACGACUGUCUUUGUAGAGAUGAAUGACUCAAUGGAAAAGGAGCUUAUACAGACACAGUAAAAGCAAGCAGUAAAUCAGAUGUGUUAUGACUUACGUAUUCAAGCUAAUGUUGGCACGCUCCAGAUCCAGCAUCAAAGUUUCUUAUAGUCUGGAUGAGAAUGAGAAUACCUUUUACACAUAACUCUUGGAGUACUUAGCAAACCAUUCAUCUGUAGAUGUACUCAUAAACGUUACUCUCUAUGUACACUUAAAACACCAGGUAGCUGGAAGCCACAAAGGCUAUGGUUACACUAAAUAUUUUAACAAUGUUUUUCUUUUUUUUGAAAUCUCAUCUCUCUGUGUCCACAUCUGGUCUUAAAAACUCCCUGACGUGACUGAAUGACAAAUGGCAACUGACAAGUGUAACUGUCCAGGCAGACUGUAGACUGAUAUGCCAUCUGCUAAAACAAUAUCUGAGACAAACCACACGCUUGCUCCCAAAGAGCGAUGAGAUGUUCCAGAUCCUAUUCUCGACUGCCAAGUGGGUGUGAGUUCCCAUCCAGGUGUUGUCAGAUAUAUCAACGCAGCAGGAUAACAUGGACAGUAGGGAGGAGGCCUUUGACUAGACUUUAGCGGCUCCAAAUGGCUGCUAAGUCUUGAGUUGACAAAUUAGAGGAAAAACUGGAAAAAAUGAGUCGAGAAGCAUAACAAAUGCAGAUACUUCAAUACAGGACAGGAGGACUCACUAAAUGGUUUUAUAAGUCUGAAAAUGCUGGACCAAAGUGCAGAAAGCACCUUCCACCACCUUCAUCGAAACACCAGAUGGGGGAAACCUUUUUAAAGACUUGAAGUUUCUUUGUUAUCAAGCAUUGAAGCUAGAGUGGAUGAUGAGUAUCCUGUAUCAUGGUCCUAAACUGAACCAGGAUGAGGUCUGAUAUCUCAGUAGAAGCAUUCCAGUGGAACUUCCAAAGUUACAGGGCUAACUACAAACCAUUUCACACUGUGAGAUCUAUGCUGGUAAACUCUAAAAGUGGGCAACUAGUCAGUUACUUUGUGGUAAUUGGAUUAAAUACACAUUUGUGUGAACAUACGCAAAGCACAAUUAGAAACUAAGGGUGUUAAUGUGGCUACGGCAUGUUCAGACAUCCUUGGGAACUUGUCUUUUAGAGAGGACCUGUGUCAUCUAACUUCAAUACCUUAAUAUUUCAGUUGAUAUCAUGGUUACAUGGCAUAUCCCUAUAAAAAACGUAUCUCAAAAAAACUGGCAUUCAGCAAUGGGAAGAUAUCCAGCGUAGAAAUACUGGUUUGUUUCUGUGACUGGGAAAAAUAUAAAGUCUGGGCUGCUUAAUUGGAUCCCCUAGCAUUUUUAUUUCCUCCUAGGUGGUUUAUCCAGCCCUGGAUCAGUGGGCAAAAAGAUGUCUAUCUAUUUACGUUAAAACCAGGCUAUAUUUAGCGAACAUCUGGGUUACAUAAUCCACUCUUUUAACCACAUUUCUAUGAGUAAACAUGUUGCAACGUAUGUGGGAACAUGUGGCAGGUCUUGUAGAACACCUACAUGUUGAAAUACUGUACAGUAUAAAUGAGGUGCUGUGGGGAAAGGAUAGAGCAAAAGGACAAAUUCCUGCCUCAGGGAUCAAUAGAGCAUCAUAAAAAAACAAGAUGUACUGUGGCAGCUGACUGCAGUGAACACUGGCUGGAACCAAUCCAGAGAAUCCAGAGUGGGGUCACAGUCUGCGCCAGAGUUGGAUGAUACUAUUGUGUCUGGAAGGAAGCUUUGAGUGUUGCGCUGCUUCGUUGAGGAUAUUUAAAACUGUAAAUAAUAGUAAAAGUCAAGAUAUAAGGACUGUGGCAAAAAAGGAGAAUGUAUAAGAGAACAAAAAAACAUAGAGGACAAGGACUGUGUCAGUCUGCUGUGGUAUGAGCUGACAGAGAGGCGCAGUAGGCUCGCUGUUAUGAAGGCUGCAAUCUGCUGCUGCGUUUUUCCAGCUGGCCUUAUUGAGUGCAGAUGGCCUAAUAAAACAAGUUGUUUUGAAACAGGUUAAAAUGGACGCCCAAUGAACAAGAGUCCCAGGGUUAGGAUUCUAUCUCGCCCAGCCAACAAAUCUCACUCUUUUUUGGAUCAAAACAAUGACUUUGACUCUCUGACGUGUUGGAUGAGCUGCACAUUUAUGAACCCACUUGAAGCCAAGUUGGCAGAGCUCUGUCAUGGAAGAGGGGGAAGUAAAUGAGAAACUUUUCUCAGAUUCAGUCACUCCAGAGCUUUUUGUCAAAAGUCAAUCUGAAUUUCUCUAAACUUUUUGAAUGGUUUUUCUUUUUGCAUAUGUUUACAGUCACGGUAACCAAAUGAGAGAGAGGUUGGCGGACAGAAAGUAAAAAGUUGAACAUGUAAGAACUCUUUCUCUCUCCGGUUCCAACCCAUAUCCUGUGAGAGACUUUGUGAAAGCUGCUCUCACAAACACAAUCCGGGGCCAACACUUCUGUUCUGCAGAUCAUUCAGGACUGUUCUGGGUUUGUCUGUGUGUGUGUGUGUGUGUGUUUGCACGUGUGUGUGUAUGCAAGCAUCCAGGCAUGAGCACAUGGGUGUGGCUUUGUGUGUGCACGUGCUUGCAUUCAUCUCCCUUUCAUCGACAUCACUUUUAAUUUGUCACUUUAGAAUUACAGUUCAUUCAGAUCUGAUGAUAGGAUCCAGUGCAGAUGCAAUGUGUUGAGGUGCUGUUUGUGUUGUAUAUACUUUCCUUAUGCACUGAUUAUGUGUAAGUAAACACUGUCAGUGAAACAAAGUUGCUACGAAAACUGUUGCAUUACUGUGUUGUAAUUAUUUAGAACUACAUCUAAAUAAAUUGAGUUUGCACCAUUAUUCUGUAACUCCUGUUCGGUGACAGUCCAGAAAAACAGCCACAAUGUGUGCAAUGCAUUUUCUUAUUUAUCUAAAAGUGUGUAAAACUUAAAUCCAAAAGGUUGUAAUAGUAGACCUAUUUUUUUUAGAUAAAGAGAGCAGAGUUCAUGUUCUUGCAGGACUUCUGCUGCUCAGUUACUCCACACCCCAAAGAAACUGGCCUUUAUUAGUAACGCAGUUCAGAAACUUGAUGUUGAGUGCCUCUAGUUUAUGGAAAACGCUACGCUUUUCUAAUAAUGUACUUUUUGAGGCUUGAAAGGGUUGCUGAACUUCUUCAACCUGUAUCAAAACUAAUGAAACCAUGGGCUGUAAAAGCCGAUAAGUCCCACUUUAGAUUGUAGAAAAACAUUUUUGACAUCACCCAUAAUACUCUAAAGGAUCAUUUUAAAGUCUUUAUGCCCUCUGUUUUGGUCUCCACCAACUCCUGACAAAUAGAUUUGGAUUAAACAUUGGGUUUACCCAACUUGUUCUCAUUGCCAGGACGUCAAAUACAUACUUGUUGGUAUUUCCACUCCGAUGUAAUUUAUCUGAGUAAGGUGAUCUUGUGUAAAGAGUAACAAAGUCCAUGUGAAAAGGUUGGUUGAGGUGGAUGGAUGGGUCAAACAAACACAGGACUUUCACUGUGCAGACCGAGGUUUGUACGUGAGAGUCAACAUUGACUUAUUUAGUUUUAAGUUAUGUACGUGAUUUGUUUCACAUAACAUACUUAUUUUAACCCAAAUCAUGUUCUUUUCCUAAACCAGACCAAGUAGUUUUGUUACCUAAACCUAACCAAACUGUGACUAACUGUUUCACAACGUUAACCAUGUGUUAAAAAGGUGUUUCAUACAGAUGCUGAGAGAAAGCAGUGCUGACCUUGGAUGAGAAUGUAAUAGAUUUAAAAAAUAAUAAUAAUAAUUAAACUAAAAAACAGGCACAGUCAAAAAUUAUGCUACAAGACAAAACAAUAAGCUUAAAAACACUACGAAAAGACUUUGUAGGUUUGUUACUCCAACUGACCCCUUUCAAAUGCACAUUUGAUCCAUUGACAAUUCUUUAACAAUACAAAAAACUAGCUAACUAGCUCUCUUCUUACCAACUUUAUAGGUUUAAUCUUGGUUAUUAAACUACAUCUACAUUAUUCAUACCCCCUUUUUUUAUUUUAGUUCUAUAUUUGAGUAAAAGGAGUUAUCUAUGCCACAUUGCAAAACACUUGGGACUUGAAAUUAGCCAAGGCCACAAUGUCUUAUGUACAAAGGGAAUUACUUUUCGCUUCAAUACAGUUAUUCGUUUUUUUGUCACCAUCUAGUGGCCACUAACCCUGUACGUGACACACAGGGUGAGUUUAUCUUGAUCUUUUCACCUUUUGACAACAAUACAAACACCUUACUGUGUAUCUAGAUGUACUGUGUUUCUUAGUUUAAUGUGGACUUUUUCCUGUCCUGUGAUUGUUAGGUAGGGCUGCAUCCUGGCACUGAAUGCACUUUCUUACUGUUGCUUUAACACAUGGAUAUGGAAACAGGAUGGUAACUAUAACGUCUGGGCCUCAUACCCCUUUUCUGGAUUAGGCUGUAUGUCUUUGUUGAACAGAAACUGUUGUUUGUUUGUUUCUUGUCUGUGAGUUGUUAACGAAAUCGUCUAAGCUUUUCUUGACGCCUUUGCACGCCUUUUGGUUGCCUUGAAGCCAACACUCAGCGGGUACAUGGGAACAGACCGUGAGUUUAUUCACCCAUAACAUUGGUGGAAACUUACCGAGCAUUUUGUGCAGCCAGAAAUCCGCCUUUAGUCACUCCCAUCUGGUGAAUGGGAUGAUUACACACCUCCACAAGCCACCUUUAAUGGUUUUCAGACAGGAUGUUUAGAGCAGGCCAUGAGUAUUUGGGUUAACGCUCCUGUCAGCACACAUCACGUCUAGAACAUUCUGCCACAAAAUGGGUGAAAAUGAGAUCACUGGGUUUUUUGGGUUUGACAUCACUCUCUUGUGUUAGAGCGUUGACUUCUUUUUCCUAUUCUUUCUUCUCUCUUGAUCUUCAUUACAGCACCUUAAAUACUUGCAUCAGGGAAUGUAAUUAUUCAAAUGUAAAACACAGAUUUGUUAUGAUUAUGUGUAACCCACGGCUAAGUGCCUUAAGAUGAUUUGUAAACUUUGCAACGUCUGACAUGUUUGGAGACUCAUGGGUGAAUCAUGUACUGUUUAAGGAACAGAUUGUGUAUUUAGAAAUGGUUUGGCAGGUUUAGUUUGUAUAUAAUUUGGCUUAUUUAAGCAAAUUCCUGGAGAUUAUUUGUUUAUUAUGAAAAAACGAUGUGGAUUGUUACUUUUGUCCGCAAACUGUUUCUCUGUAUGGUCUGAGAUAAUAAAGUUUUUACAAAG
Larimichthys crocea (large yellow croaker) is the source of this 8180-nucleotide messenger RNA. RefSeq lists its product as uncharacterized. Bases 795 to 1541 code for a protein of 248 amino acids. NCBI's taxonomy places the organism in Eukaryota, Metazoa, Chordata, Actinopteri, Sciaenidae. The transcript is spliced from 2 exons. The record is from RefSeq and is a predicted model, not a curated record.